Molecule: messenger RNA, 681 nt
Organism: Caenorhabditis elegans
Lineage: Eukaryota; Metazoa; Nematoda; Chromadorea; Rhabditida; Rhabditidae
Gene: Y51H4A.23
Product: Bet_v_1 domain-containing protein
Exons: 4
Coding region: 1-681 (226 amino acids)
Source: RefSeq, marked reviewed
AUGGAGAUCCUGCUCCAUGCUAUUCGCGACAGGUACAAAAGAUUUGCAAUGAUGUGGCAUCCGGAAGUUGGAAACGACGAGUACAUGACCGUGCAAAUGUUGAGUCAGGAUGAGCAAAAGCUGUCUGCACGAGUCACCAUGAAGCUUGAAAUGGGAAUUAAUACAACCGCAAAAGUUUGGGAAUGGAACUUUAAGAUUACGGCUAAUCUGAAUUCUGACAAAAAGUGGUACAUAACGUAUUUCGAGUUUAUGUGCAAUCCCUUCAUCAAGUAUAUGGACGAAUCUCUGAUCUCAAUUCGAGAUGUGGCAACUGAGAAGUUCUUGUCAACUAUGCGGGACCAGCAACCGCCCGUCUCGUGGUGGUCAACUGUAGAGUUUGUGAAACAGUUUCAGAAGGAUGAGAAAAUGGAAGCUCAAAUUUGCGCGGUAGAUUAUACUGAUAUUCCUCUGCCAGCAACAGAAAGCACGUACUUCAAAAUAAAGACCAUUGCGAAGGGUUACAGUCCAGCGUAUCGUUUUGUACACAACUGGGAGUUUCAUAUAAAAUGGGACAAAAUGGACCAAUUCUAUUACAUUCAUAAGAUUGAUAUUAGCUGUGGAAAACAGGUUUCUGAUUGGGCUGGAGAAAGAUAUGUAUUUAUUUCAAAAGAGGUUUGGAAAAGAGACAUGGGUUUAGGUUAA